Molecule: messenger RNA, 2096 nt
Organism: Nelumbo nucifera (sacred lotus)
Lineage: Eukaryota; Viridiplantae; Streptophyta; Magnoliopsida; Proteales; Nelumbonaceae
Product: synaptotagmin-3-like
Cellular component (GO): endoplasmic reticulum
Molecular function (GO): lipid binding
Source: RefSeq, a predicted model, not a curated record
UUUUAAACAUUCUCUCUUCUGCAUCUAUUUUCGAUUCUGUUUUCUGCAUCUAUAAUUUUAUUUAUUUUUGGGCGGGACUCGGGAGUGAAGGAUAUGGGAUUUCUCAGUAGUUUACUGGGAAUUAUUGGUUUUGGAAUCGGGAUUCCGGUUGGGCUUUUGGUGGGAUAUUUUCUUUUCAUCUACUUCAAGCCCAUUCAUAUAAUUAUAAAGGACCCAGUCAUUAGGUCACUGCAUGAAUUAGAUUCAGAUGCUUUCUAUGAGCUCUUACCUGAGAUUCCACUAUGGGUGAAAAGCCCUGACUAUGACCGGGUUGACUGGUUGAACCAGUUUAUUUUUGAUAUGUGGCCUUACCUUGACAAGGCGGUAUGUGGUAUGAUAAGAAGCACAGCAGGCCAAAUUUUUGUAGAGUACAUUGGGAAAUUUCACAUAAACUCAAUAGAAUUUGAGAGUCUAACUCUUGGAACUCUUCCCCCUACCAUACAUGGGAUUAAAGUAUAUGAGACCAAUGAGGAGGAAGUUGUUAUUGAACCACUGGUUAAAUGGGCUGGCAAUCCCAACAUAAUUCUGGUGCUAAAGUUGUUUUAUCUACGAAUCACUUUUCAGUUGGUAGAUUUGCAAAUAUUUGCUGAACCCCGCAUAACUUUGAAGCCUCUUGUGCCAAGCUUCCCUUGCUUUGCAAGCGUUAAUUUGUCUUUGAUGGAGAAGCCACAUGUAGACUUCGGAUUGAAAUUACUUGGAGGAGAUAUCAUGUCCAUUCCUGGCCUAUAUCAAUUUGUCCAGGAAACUAUUAAAAAGAAAGUUGUAGGCCUCUACCUCUGGCCCCGAAUCCUUGAAAUCCCCAUCCUUGACGGUUCAAUAGGAGUACUGAAGGGCCCUGUUGGUAUACUACACGUUAGGGUUAUACGGGCUAUCGAUCUUUUGAAGAUGGAUUUCUUGGGAAAAUCCGAUCCAUAUGUCAAACUCAGCUUGAGUUGUAAGAGGCUUCCAGCAAAGAAAACCAAAGUCAAGAGGAAGGAUUUGAAUCCUGAGUGGAAUGAGGUGUUCAAGCUAAUUGUGGAAGACCCUGAAUCUCAAGUCCUUCAAUUACAUGUCUAUGAUUGGGAAAAGGUUGGGAUGCAUGGAAAAUUGGGAAUGCAAGAAAUUCCUCUGAGAUCUCUGGUUCCACAUGAAGCAAAAGAAUUUACACUUGAUCUUCUCAAGAACACAAAUUCAAAUGAUCCUCAGAAUAAGAAGCAAAGAGGUAAAAUUAUGGUGGAGCUUACCUUCAAUCCUUUCAAAGAAGAUACUGACACAUUCACCGGUCCUAUGAGUGGAAAUGGGAGGAAGGAAAGUAGGGUUGGAGUAGUUUCUGCAGAUGCGGACUUGAGUGGGGCAGGGUUACUUUCAGUAAUGGUCCAAGGUGCUGAAGAUGUUGAUGGGAGGCAUCACAACAACCCUUAUGCUCUGAUCAUUUUCAAAGGAGAGCAGAAGAAAACUAAGAUGAUGAAGAAAACCCGGGACCCACGCUGGAAUGAAGAAUUCCAGUUCAUGCUAGAGGCGGCCCCUUUGGAUGAGAAGCUUCUUAUUGAAGUUAUUAGUAAGCGGACAUGGUUAGGUUUCAGAAAAAAGGAAGCAUUGGGGUAUAUAGACAUCAAUCUAACUGAUGUUGUGAACAAUGGACGCAUCAAUGAGAAAUACCAUUUGAUCAAUUCAAAGAAUGGAAUGAUACAUGUUGAGAUACGGUGGAAUACAAUAUGAGCGAACGAGAGAUGCACUGUAUAUUCCUUCUUUCUGAGUAGGUUGUCUAUAAAUAAUGUUCAAUUCUUCUAUUAUAAACACUGAGAUUCUUUAAAAUUUCAUUAACUAUAGAUGUCGUCAAAACCAAUAACACUUGGGUAUGCCAUGGGAGGGUGGGGGACAGAGAAAAGUUUGAAGGGAAAGGAAACCAGGUUGAAAAACAACAUAUCCUUUAGGAUCAACUUUUUAAGCAUGAUCAACUCAUUUUUUAUAUGCCUGCACCAAUUGUUUCAUUAACUUCCAAAUAUGUUUUGCAAAAUAGUUAGAUUCUGCUGGUCAUUGUGGAAUCAUGAUGCACAUACAGAGUGGACGUCCUUGCA